AUACAUGAUUAAAUAUCAAAAUAUCGUUCACAAUCGCAUAUUCUGUACAUCGUAUUGUAACAUACCUCUUGAAAAAAAUUAAAUUUGCAUAUCUUACUCCUGAUUGGUUUAUUCUUCUUCUUCUAGCUUCCUGCUAGGUCCCUUUCUAUUUAGUACACCAAUGUAUCACUUCUUGUUCCUGGUCGUACAGACCCGGUUGUGAUUUAAAGAAAGAUGAAGGUUGUGGUAUAUUCGUACGCCUUGGUAUUCUUUAUCUGCAAAGUUACAGCCUUCAACAAUAUAGCACUCGGGAGGAAUGUUACAGGCUACCACUACAAUCCAGGCUAUACACCCAUUAACAGUGGAAACUUAACGGAUGGGAAUAUCAUGAACAUUUGUGAGAGGUUUAAAGGGAACUCUUUUCACAUCUCGAUCGAUCUCGGAAAGACGUACAACAUAAAAUCAGCAGUGCUUAUAUCCAAAGGCAAUUAUUCAGGGAAUGCAACAUUACAGUAUUACGAUGACUCGAACGACUGGCCUUUUUAUAUAUACAAGACAUAUAUCACAAACAUUCCACCAACAAUAGAGUUUGAUGUUCAGCGAACUGGAAGAUGGAUCUAUUUUUAUUUCUGGGGUCACGUGGGAGAAACUAAAGAAUUGGAGUUAUGCGAGAUAGAAAUAUAUGGUUGUGAGACUGAUUACUUUGGAAGUGACUGUCAGCCAUGUAUCAAGAACGACAACUGUGAAGUCUGUGAUGUAAACAACGGGGAAUGUUAUGUCUGCAAUACUAGUUAUACGGGACCAAACUGUAGCAUGAGCACCGAUAAUGUAGCUCUACAGCAAAACACACAACUGUAUUCCUAUGAUUGGUAUCUUUAUGGUUACAUGUACCAGUCUUCCUAUCUACUGGUGGAUGGAAACACCACACAACCGAGCUGUAUUGAUUUCAAGUCUUACCUGAAUGGAACGACAUUUUCAUUAUACGUUUAUCUUCGGAAUGUGUACAACAUCAAAAGUGUGCGGCUUUAUUUUAUCUAUGAAGGUGUUGCUGAUACUUUCGUCAAUUAUACAGUUUUCAAUUGGAAUUAUGGAUACUCCCAUCAUUCUGGAAUAGAGAGGAUAUCUGCCAACUCUACAGAAGUAAUAAUUCCAUUAUCACACCAAGUACAAUACCUCUACAUCACUUUCAGCUUUUUAGCUGAGGAACUCGCAGAAAUGAGUGAUGUGCCAGUUUUAUUUUGUGAAAUAGAGAUCAAUGGAUGUCCUGCUAAUCAUUACGGCAGUCCUUGCAGACCCUGUCCUGUAAAUUGUGACCAAUGUAAUGCCCUUGACGGGUCCUGUGUUUGUCAGGCUGGAUACAAGGGAGAAAACUGCACUGAAGCGUGUUCGAAUAGCACAUACGGUGUGAACUGUGCGUACAACUGUGGAUAUUGUUUCAACGAAACGUGUGAUCACGUGACUGGGAAUUGUUUACUCGGUUGUGAUGGAGGUUGGACAACAAGUAAAUGUAGUACAGCUUGCAGCAGUGGCUGGUAUGGACAUAGUUGUGCGAUGAGAUGUAGCAGUCAUUGUAUAACACCUCACGUGUGUGAUCACGUUACCGGAACUUGUCUUGGAGGAUGCGCCACCGGAUGGAUAAAUAAAACAUGUGAUUCUGUUGAUACUGAAUACUGCGUUGACUGGGCACCAUCGGAUGUGUCCGUAAGCUAUCAUAAUAUAACAUGGAGACAAGAGGAUGCCGGUUUUGUGGUCAGAUACGAUCCUGCUAUUACCCUUGUAUGCAACUUCAGCGUGAAGUCCGACGAAGAUUUGUUAUAUGAUGUCACAUGGUUCAUUGAUGGACUGGAAGUUGUUAAUCAGACUGUUGACUCGUCCAGUAAUUACACUGCUGUGAUAACGGCGCAUGACUUCCUAAGAGCUCAAAAGAAAAUAGGAUCACAUGUACAUUGCAAAGUCGGGACUAAGCGCAAAUCAGAGGAUAUUCCGUGCCUUUUCAAAAUGGGGAAUCCAUUUUUUGCCGGGAUAAAGAUUGUUAACCCUAAUAUAGAGCUGGAAAGGAAGGGUUCUAGGAACGUAGAGUUGGAGAUGACGAUCCCGUUUGCCACUGAAUCUCUUUAUGUCAAUGGUGUUCCACAAACAGUAAGCGACCUGAAUAUACACAUGACUUUCAAGACGGACGGUCUGUCGAAAUGCAGUGGGGGAGGAUCAUCAAACCAGUGUGAGGUCAAAGUGAAAAGCUACAGCUAUAACGACAGACACAAAUAUCAGAACGAUGAAUGGAAGCAGAACAUAUCAUUUCCGGUUUACAGCCAGGAUACUGAUGGUUACGUCAUCAGUAGUCAAAUGACUCUACGAUUAAAGACAGGAGGGACUAGCGGAAUAGGAAGUAAACUAUUUGAACACGUUCCCCUCCCUGAUAUAUCGAUCCGUGUACGAGAAGCGAACGAAGCAUGGAAAGGAAGGUCUUGUGGUGUUCGAGCAGACCCUCACAUGUACACAUUUGAUGGAAAAUCUUAUGAAUGUCAGAUUCCGGGACAGUUUAUCAACUACAGAAAUCAACAUCAAUUACAAUGGAUUCAAUCCAAACUUCACUUAUGUUUCCCGUCAUAUGGCGGCCCCUGGUGUGUCUGCGCAGUGGCGGCUAGAUCCGGCAGAGACGUGUUUGUCAUCGAUCUGUGUGGAGGAAGUGGCGUCAUCAACUUUGAGUUAUGCGAUGACAACGUUCUUCGAGUGACAAAGGUCCAUGAUAGACAUUACAAGGUAUAUUUUCCCACUGGUACAACCCUUUCAAUAUAUAUCAUGGAAUGGAGUGGGCACUACAACAUUGACCUAGAAAUUCUGCCGUCUGCCCCGGAUGUUGGAAAAGCUGACGGUUUGUGUGGAUAUUUUGACGGAGUAAAAGACAAUGACUUCAAAAGAAGAGACAGCAACAUCACUGACGACAUAAGCAUCAUAUAUCCCAAUGAUUUUUCAAAUUCAUGGAGGAUACAGGACAGUGAGAACCUCUUUACUGGGGACAGUUCGGUCUUCAGCAGUCUGAAGUCUAUAUCUACCAUUCUGGUCCCUCAGUGCACAUGUACCGACGACGGUAAAACCGAGUGUUCUUACAGUACAUUUACACCAUGUAGUUCAAACCGAGGAAAGCAAUAUACCUGUAACGUUCACCUCGUGAAAAACAGGAGGCGGAAAAGAGACGUGUCUGGAGCAGAUCUUUCAGAAACAAGAAACAUCACUUUCGUGCAGACAACGGAGUACGCAGAAGCGGUUUGUAUGCAGGCUUUCCAGGAAUCAUCGGAGUACAGCUUAUGUCAACAGCACGUAACAGACCUUAGUAAUGUCACCGUGUCUAAUUGUAUCGAAGAUAUCAAGAUGACAGGCGAUGAUAACCUUACCCAGAUUCACGUGGAAGCCGCUCUCCAACAGUGUUCAGCGUUUGUUCUUCUUAAUGCGACACUUCAAGAAUCCGAACCCGAGGUCACUUACACAAUAGAAAACAUCUGUCCCAACAACUGCAGCAGUCACGGAACUUGUGAAGGCGGAAACUGCACGUGUUACAGCGGGUACGGCGGAAGUGAUUGUUCGUUUGAUUUACUGGGACCCCCCACAAUAACUGACGUACCCAGCUCUGGUCUGUGUGAUCUGUCCACAUCAUCAUGUAACGAGGCCACCAUCAUGGGGAAAUACUUCUUUGAGAACAUGGACUCCAACUGUUACAUUAGUGUGCAUCAGGUUGAUGUAAACGAAACCACGGUACAAGAAGAACAAAUGCAACUUCCCCUGGAGGAGAGGACUUUGUUUGAGGGUUAUUGUCCCCUUCCUGUCAACAUUUCUGGUACCUGGACCACUGAGAUCAAGUUCAACAUCUCUAACGACGGAGUUCGUUUUACAGAAACAUACAACGUCAUCAUUUAUCAGUCUCAAUGUCAGGAGUAUCAUAAUCAGUCUGGAGAUGUCUUUUUCACCUUAAAGGAUGAGUUUUGCUACAUUGACAGCGCAUGCGUUCGUCCGAUGGAAAAUAGCUCCACAAAUGAAUGUUUAAUAUGCAAUGCUACAAAUGAUAAAUACCAAUGGACGGAAAACGAGGAUUGUAGACAGACUGCAACUGAAUCCAUGUCGACAACAACACUCGACACAACUACUUUUCCAGAGACUGAAUCAAAAAGCUCCACAGAACCAUUUACUGAAACUACAACAGACAGCACGACAGAACACAGCACAACAGAUAAACAGACAAUAAGUAUGUUCUUGUCUACACAGACGGAAACCUCUUCAUUAACCGAAGCUAUGAUUGAGCAAUCAACUAUGUCAGAGUCUACAUCAAGCAGAACAGAAACAGAGACAACAACUGAAGCAAUGCCUUUCCUAUCCUCAACAACAGAUCCAAUAAAAGCAACGUCAAUAGCGUCGGAAUCCACAGCAUCAUCAGCCACAACACUAAAAGCAACAACAGAUUAUGAAGUCUCAACGACAAAUAGAAUAACAACAGUAACCACGAAAAUAGCAUCAGGAGAAACUACGUCAAUGUCCUCAGAAACACAGACAACCUCUGCUACAUCAAAAUCCCCUGAAACAGAAUCAACUUCUACUACAUCAACAUCCCCAGAAACAGAAUCAACUUCUACUACAUCAAAAUCCUCAGAAACAGAAACAACUUCUACUACAUCAAAAUCCCCAGAAACAGAAACAACUUCAACAACAAGAAGAUCCACAACUGAUUCUUCAACGACCAUUACAUCACCGACGAGAGAAAGAGAAACAACCACAGCCAGAUCCACGACAACAGAAAGUACAUCAACAAAAUAUACAGAAGAACCGUUACAGUCUCCAAUCACGAAUAUACACCUGGCUGUUGGAGCAUCUGUUUCUGUUGCGGGUCUACUAGCUUUAUUUGUCAUCGUUGGAAUGGUGGCCAGAUAUUGUAGAAAACCGAAUAAACAAUCACAGCUACGACAGGAAAAUGGUGACGAAUCCAGAAACUGGAGGGACAUGUUGGUAUCUACACCACAGGACGCCAUUUCCCCUCGUCCUUACAAGGAUUCGUUUAUCCCGCAUGCUACUUCCCAUCACUUCAAAUCUUUGGGCGGAUCGCACAGAAAUAGUUUUGACAGCAGAUUGCAGAAAUGGUGAAGAGAACUAAUCUUUACAGAUUGAAAUUGUUAAAGAAUAUUUGCUACCAAUUUAGCGUUGUUAAUUUUUUGUUACCAUCUAGUAUACUGUAGAACACUUUUAUUUCGCGAUACUUUAAUUUCGCGACGAAACAAUGAUGUAUCCAUUCACGAAAUGUAAUCCUCUCGAGUCAUCUAUUUCUUAAGCCUCCUAUACUUGGAGAGUUUUACACAAGAAACAAUUGAAAUAAAUCUAGUAGACAAUCGGGGGGGGGGGGGGGGGGGGGGUAAGUGCACGUCUUUCUUAUAUCAUUUAAUUUUCGCCGGAAUUCAAAAUUAUUGAAAUAUAUCUCCGUGAGUAACAUAUUGUAAAACUUAUACGGUACCGUGAGUAACAUCUAUCAGAUACAAUGUAGCCUUAACACAACAUACAUAUAUUCCUAUCUGUAUUUUCAUUGCUUUUUACCGUUUUAGCACGUUUUCUUCAACUACCAUCGAGCAUUGUGUAUUGUAUUUUAGCGGGCAAUCUAGGGUAUAUUGUAAAACUUUUACACGAGAAAUAGAUUGUAGCAAACAAUCUGGUCAUCGGGGUGUUAAGAGGAUGCCUUUGCUAUAUUAGUUAAUUCCGCAUGAAGGAUACAUUCAAAAUUAUUGAAAUAUAUUUUUCUAAAGGUGAUGUACAUCUGACAUGAUCUGAUUACUUUUGCAUCUAAACGCAAUACACUAUUGUUCCCAGGAUUUGGUCGUUACCAUAUAUAAUAUCUUAUUGUAUACAACGUAGGCUACACACAAGAUCCCUAAAAGUACUUUAGUGUUAAUGACCGAUAUUUAAAAAAAUGGUAUUAUAUUUUUCAAUUACUACAUGAAAAGAAAUGUUUAACUGAUAAAAGUUUAAUUACUGUAUAUUGAUUACAGUAGCUCGAUUUUCCAGGUAACUGGUUUAUUUUAGAUAUAGUAACAUUGCGAGUCAACAGUACAAAUGAUUUGUAGUGUAAUUUUUUAUUUAUACGCAAAACAAUUUAUUUAGACUUGUAUAUGCUAUCAACUUGGUUAAUAACAUGUGUUUUGUGUACAAUGUAGUCUUCGCACAACAUCGUUGUAUCCCUAUUUGUAUUUUCAAUGUGUUUUUUUUUUUCAAUUCUAAUACGUUUUCAUUAAAUGAUAUUACCACUAUG
This is a messenger RNA of Ostrea edulis (European flat oyster), 6259 nucleotides long. RefSeq lists its product as uncharacterized. NCBI's taxonomy places the organism in Eukaryota, Metazoa, Mollusca, Bivalvia, Ostreida, Ostreidae. The transcript has 25 exons. The record is from RefSeq and is a predicted model, not a curated record. Gene Ontology annotation, molecular function: scavenger receptor activity. Bases 214 to 5106 code for a protein of 1630 amino acids.